AUGGAUGCGCUUAAAGAUAUUACAAAUCGAAAUGAAUUUAUUUAUACUAGCGAUAUUAACCAAGAGGCAUAUUAUUCUUUAUUAUUUGAACCUAAUAAUAACGCUGAACAGUUUAUUGAAUAUCAACCUUCUGGUUUUCAACAACUAUCAGACAAUAUGUCAAUUCAAAGUUUAAAUAGUAUUGAAGAUGAUCA
Messenger RNA from Scutellospora calospora, 194 nucleotides. The record is from the annotation of a GenBank genome assembly. Lineage: Eukaryota; Fungi; Glomeromycota; Glomeromycetes; Diversisporales; Gigasporaceae.